Molecule: messenger RNA, 1502 nt
Organism: Drosophila mojavensis
Lineage: Eukaryota; Metazoa; Arthropoda; Insecta; Diptera; Drosophilidae
Product: venom protease
Exons: 6
Coding region: 145-1407 (420 amino acids)
Biological process (GO): proteolysis
Molecular function (GO): serine-type endopeptidase activity
Source: RefSeq, a predicted model, not a curated record
GUAGAGAGAGAGAGAGAUCAGCUUCAUUGAGCUCACAAAAGCUCGAUUGCUCGCAACGGAAGCGGCACGCGAUAAAAUUUUAAAUUCCCAUUUUGCAGUUGUGAGAAACAUGUUUAGUUUUCGCAUUCAGUUCUCAAGGCAAAGAUGAAGUGUUUACAACUGAUUUUCAUAGCGCUGCUCAGCUGCAGCUCCAGCCAGGCGUUGGCCAAAACUUACUCUGCGGACUACACAGAUCUGAUGGAUUUGGAAGACAACAACGAGUUCGUCUGGGGCGCUGCUGAGAAUAGGCAGCAUGGCCGCACUAAUGCCAGCGCUGAGCGGGCUAAUGAUGAUAAUAAUGACAAUGCCGGCAUCAGUAAUUUUCUAGCGCGUCAUCGUUUGAGCAAGAGACAGGCUGAGGGGGCUUCCCCUCUACUGGAAAACAAAGACUAUGGCCCGUGUCGCACAUCCCUAGGCGAUGCCGGACGCUGUCGCCACAUAAUUUACUGUCGCAUGCCGGAGCUGAAGGACGAUGUCUGGCGCUUGGUCUCCCAGCUGUGCAUCAUUGAGAAAACUUCCAUUGGCAUUUGCUGCACAGAUCAGGCGAUCCCAUCACGUUUCAGUCCACAGAUUGUGGGCGGCUCAGACGACGAAGCACCACGCAUUGUCAAUCGACCCGAGCAACGCGGCUGCGGCAUUACAACACGUCAGUUCCCAAGAAUAACGGGCGGUCGUCCGGCAGAGCCCGACGAGUGGCCCUGGAUGGCGGCACUGCUGCGGCAGGGCCAUCCCUAUGUCUGGUGCGGCGGUGUGGUGAUCACAGAUCGCCAUGUGCUCACCGCGGCCCAUUGCCUCUACAAGUGGCCCAAAGAGGAGAUAUUUGUGCGUCUGGGCGAGUACAAUACGCAUCAAGUGAAUGAGACGCGGGCGCGUGACUUCCGCAUUGGCAACAUGGUGCUCCAUGUGGACUACAAUCCGAUAACGUACGAGAAUGACAUCGCCAUCAUACGCAUCGAGCGACCGACGCUGUUCAAUACAUACAUUUGGCCAGUUUGUAUGCCGCCACUGAACGAGGAUUGGACUGGACGCAAUGUCAUUGUCCUGGGCUGGGGCACACUCAAAUUCAGUGGACCACACUCCAAGAUUUUAAUGGAGACCAGCUUGCCCAUUUGGAAGCAAUCGGACUGCCAAGCUGCCAUUGUGGACCACGUGCCGGAUACGGCCUUUUGCGCUGGCUUGCCGGAGGGCGGACAGGAUAGCUGUCAGGGCGAUAGCGGUGGUCCGCUGCUCAUCCAGUUGCCCAAUCGGCGCUGGGUCACCAUUGGCAUUGUCUCCUGGGGCCUGGGCUGUGGCCAACCAAAGCGUCCGGGCAUCUACACGCGCGUCGAUCGCUACCUGGAAUGGAUCAUAUCCAAUGCGGAUAUAUAAAAUGAUGAGCAAUUGAUGACAUUUACAUUCAAUUUAAUUUGGCAUAAGAUUAACAAAUGCUUUUCUCUAAAUAUAUAUACCUAUGUAGACAAUAA